This is a messenger RNA of Thrips palmi, 1707 nucleotides long. RefSeq names its product translation initiation factor IF-2-like. NCBI's taxonomy places the organism in Eukaryota, Metazoa, Arthropoda, Insecta, Thysanoptera, Thripidae. The transcript is spliced from 5 exons. Gene Ontology annotation, molecular function: structural constituent of chitin-based larval cuticle. The coding region runs from base 26 to 1111 and encodes 361 amino acids. Gene Ontology annotation, cellular component: chitin-based extracellular matrix. The record is from RefSeq and is a predicted model, not a curated record.
ACCACCAGCCACGGCGCCUAUCAGAAUGCAGUUCCAUUUGGCGACCGUGGUGCUCGCCACCCUCGUGGCCUUGGCCUCCGCCCAGCGGUUCGCCGGGCCCAACCCCAACACCGUCGACGAGUACGACUACGAGGACGCCGGAGCGCAGGCGCCCGUCAGACCGCAGCCCCAGCCCCGGUCGUACGCGCCCAACCAGGCCAGGCUGAGCGCCACCCAGCCCAAGCCCACGCCCAUUCCCAUCCUCAAGCAGAUCAACAGGCACAACGAUGACGGCUCCUACACGUACGGCUACGAGGGCGCCGACGGCUCCUUCAAGAUCGAGACCAAGCUUGUCACCGGCGAGGUGAUGGGCAAAUAUGGCUACGUCGACGACUCCGGCAAGGUGCGCGUCGUGGAGUACGGCGCCAACAAGUACGGCUUCCAGCCCGCCGGCGAGGGCAUCACCGUGGCGCCGCCCACCCUGGUGGACGAGACCCGUGUCCCCAAGGCGGGCAGGGCCGGCGGACUGAGCGCCGCCUCCCUCAACGCCGCCGCGCCCUCCAUCGAGUCGCAGGAGGACAUCUACGACGACAGCCAGUACUACGAAGAGCCCGCCACCGCCGCCCCGCGCCCCGCCCCCGCGCGCGCCCUGCGCCCCCAGCCCGCGCCCCGCCCGCGCGCGCAGACGCCCCAGUACUUGGAGAACUCCUUCAGCGCGCCCGCCGGCAGGCCGUCCGCCAUCCCCAACAACUUCGCCCAGUUCACGCAGACCACCAGCUUCGGCACCGCCCCCGGCCUGGCCGCGGCCCACGCCCUGCCGUCGCCGAGGUUCGCCGCCAGCCCCGUGCCCGCCCGCGCCCAGAUCGCCGGCGCCGUGCCCGCCGGCCCCGCGUACCGCCCCGUCAACCCCGCCCCCGUGAGCGAGCCCUCGCAGCCCCAGCAGGCCCUGUUCGUGCCGCAGUCGCAGCUGCCCGGCCUCGGCCAGCACUACAGCCCCGCCGCGCCCGCCCCGCUGCCCCGCCGGCCCGCCCCCAGCCAGGGCGGCGGCCUGCUGGACCAGCUCGCCAGGGACUACGCCCUGCCCCAGGGCGCGGGGACGCCCCUCGUCGACACCUCGUUCGGCGUGUACUAGACGGCCUGCGCGGCGCAGCGCGGCGCAGCGCCAAGGACUGACAAAAACAUCGGGGAGGCCAGGAGUCGAACCUGCAACCCUCUCGUUUCGACGCGUGGCAGCUUGACCUCUCGGCCAAUGCGUGCAAAACGCGUAUGGGUGUGUGAGUGUACAAAAUAGGAUUGCAGCGAUCCCGCUUUUAAAACGGGAAUAAUCGCAGAGUCAAAGCAAGAAAAAUCAAGCUGUGUUUCGAUGAAUCUUGCCUUUGUCUCUAAUUUUAGUCAAGAUUGUCAUGCCUCAUUUUGUAAGAUUUUGUGUAUUUUGUGAUAAGUUAUCUACGUAGAAAUUAAUUAAGUUGAAGAGCCAUUACAAAAAAUACUGUUGUCCUCUUAAAAUACAAAAGCGAAAAAUGUUCAAUCAAAUCAAGAUUUUACUGCCGGGAAAAAAUGAUGGAGUUCUUCACUUAUCGAAUAUGUUUUGUAUGUGAUACUGAUAUCCAUGUAAAUCUCAUAUCCAUUCUUAUCCCUACUCGUAUGCAGUGUUACCACGUACUGUACAUGAAAGGCCAUCUUUUCUUUAUUUAUCAUAAAUGAUAAAUAAAUUGUUUGUUUUUUUCU